AUGUUCGCCAUCGCGCACAAUUCGAUUCUCAGAGAUUCCCUCGCGGGGAUCCUCCAACUCGGUCCCGAAAGGGUCUUCGAUGAGUACAGACCACCACCGUUCACCGGUCAGUUUUUGAAGUACCAACUCGGUAAACAUCUGAAACUUUUAAGCUAAAGUUGGGCAUAAGUUGCUGAAGUUAGGGUCACUGUAUUUCAUUGCAAGUUUCCAGGCCACAUUGUCGUCGGCGUCGAAGAGUUGCGUGACUCGAAUCUCCGUUUCGCCAUCAGAUACUUUCUCGCAAAUGUCGAGAAGAGCAUCUCUCUGUUCAUCGUGAAACCGGAGUGGAGCGAGACGGACGAGCGGUUCUUCGACGAUCUCGUGAAGACGGAGUACCGCAGAGCGCACGAUCUCAACCAGACCGCCAUCGAUCGUGUUCAGUGAGUGUUUUAAUUUAAUCCUCGCCGCUUUCCAAUGAUAUUGUGUUAUUCAGAAAAUUGCCGCAGACGGAGUGGAAGGAGCAGAGACUGGAGCAACUGAACGAGUGGAGGACGAUUCCGACGAUCAACUACAGUCUGCUGACGCUCAACGACAACUUAAAGGCCGAAAUCGACGCGCUCGCCAGAAUCACACCGUGCGCGAUUUCGGAUGACGAGGAGCAGCUGACGAGCAAGCCACCGGUGCUGCACUGGACGAUCGACCCGCUCGAGGGAGAGAUCCAGUUCAUCGCGCAGCUGAAUUUCCCGCUCGCCGGGCCGGACGAGUCGACGUUCCGCGAGAUGUGCCGUUCGCUGAAGCCGCACUUUGAGAGCUGCUACGAGUGGACGGGCGGCGUUUUGUGCACGAGCGAUCCGGUGCGGCUGCACGUGCAGAGGUUCAGCGACACACAGAUCGAGUUCGCCGCGCGCAUCUGUGUCGACGAGCUGGAGGGCGACGAGGCGGACCGUCCGAUGCGCUUCAUCUGGCCGUACCUGGCGGUGUCGCUCAAGCAGGCUCUUCACGUGCUCUCGGAGCAUCCACAUCUACAGUACUCGGUCAGUUGCACUUCACGUCUUCUCGCCACAUUUAGAUUCUUUCUUGCAGAUCUCGUUCGUGCCGUUCGGAUCGAUCUUCUUCAAGUCGCCAGAGAUCGAGGCGCGCGUGUUCGACGCGACAGUCUUCUGCGCGACGGCGCUCAAGUACGAGAAGGUCGGAUUCCGCGUGGGCGAAGCCAUCCACCACGUCGACAUCGGCCACGUGUUUCCCGAUGGAACGUAUCCCUCGCUGCCACGUCUUCUUUCGAUGAAUCCUCCGUCGCCUCGCUUGUCCCGUCCGGAGUCUGUCAAUGACUCCAUUUCGCCCUCUCUCAUGUCCGAGCCGCCGACUCCGGGCGGUCUGGCGGCUCCGCACAAUCGGGGAAGAAGAGUGUCUUUCGGUAAGCGACCAGGAGACGAACUUCCACGUUCUCCCGAUUGUUUUGCAGGCACGAUAAAGUUGAUGUCGGAUGCGCCGACGACUCCGGAGAUUCCGAUCCUCAACGGAAAUGACGAGGAGGCGAAGACGGUGGACGCCUUCAUCGACAAAAUGCUUCAGCAGACGAUGGAUCAGUUGGCUGUCUGA
This is a messenger RNA of Caenorhabditis sp. 36 PRJEB53466, 1578 nucleotides long. The record is from the annotation of a GenBank genome assembly. NCBI's taxonomy places the organism in Eukaryota, Metazoa, Nematoda, Chromadorea, Rhabditida, Rhabditidae.